GUUUUGUAACGUAUCUAUCUCCAUGUUAGGCCAUUUCAUAGGUGUUUGGGGGUGUAUUUGCAUCUAGACACCAACUUAUUGAAGGCCAAUGACACUCCUCCUUUUCUUAUGAGCCUUGUGUUGUUACUAUGUUUAGGAUCCUCUCUUUGUUGGAGAACGUUGUAAUGAAGAUCCAUGAGAAGAUUUUAACCCAUUACCUAUCCUGCACCUCACCGAUAGAUAAAGAAGGAUAUCUCUACAAAAAGAAAGAGAGGACCUCCUCCUACCAGAGACGCUGGUUUGUCCUGAAAGCCAAUCUCCUGUUCUACCAGGAGCGUCCGGCAGAUCGACACCCUGGGGUUAUUGUCCUAGAGGGCUCUGCUGUCCAGCGCUGUGAGUCUGAGGGAGGACUGUUUGCCUUCUCCAUGGUGUUCAGAGGUUCAGGGCUGAAAACCUACGGGCUUGCUGCUGAGAACCAGCUGGGCCAGGAGAGCUGGGUCAAAGCCCUGCUCACAGCCAGCCACUGUUACCUUUCACUGCUGGUCAGAGACCUGGGGAAGCAGUACGAAGAGGCUAAACGCCAAGCUGGCCUGCUGAAUCCCAUCCAACGAACCACUGUGACUGGUCCAGGCUCAAUGUGCCAAUCCAUGACUUACCUGAACUCAUGCUCCUCCUCCUUCCUCAUGCCAGGACCAGAGAGGAGAGAAGGGGGAAGCCACAGUGCCAGUAAUCUAUUACAAGCCCCUCCAAUCCCCAGCAAAGUCAUCAAUAAGAGGUCCCCUAAGCAUUGGCCCAAGAGAAAUGCACAUGUCACACCUAUAAAUGGACCAGCACCACCAUAUGGGGAAUGGCCACAAGUGGACUUUGAUCCUCUAGAGGAUUUCACCAAGCUACAUGAUUACUAUGGAGAGGAGGUGAAACAGCUGAGAGCUGAUUGGCUGAGGAGGAGGCAGGAGGAAGAGGAGCACCUUGAGGAGGAUCUCAUUGACCUGAGUGAACACUGACCCACAGAGACAGUCACCACUCUGGUUAUUUUGAUGAGGACUUUGGU
Oncorhynchus nerka (sockeye salmon) is the source of this 1030-nucleotide messenger RNA. It is a transcript of the gene pheta2, whose product is annotated as PH domain containing endocytic trafficking adaptor 2. Gene Ontology annotation, biological process: retrograde transport, endosome to Golgi; receptor recycling; endosome organization. The record is from RefSeq and is a predicted model, not a curated record. Lineage: Eukaryota; Metazoa; Chordata; Actinopteri; Salmoniformes; Salmonidae. Gene Ontology annotation, cellular component: early endosome; recycling endosome; trans-Golgi network.